ACCAGAAGCAGAAGAGGCGAAGAUCAUGAGUCACCGAUCGUCAAUGGCGGAUGGAGGAGCAGAAGAGGAACAAGUAGAAAAAUGGGUCAAAUAUUAUUCAUCCUUUCAUGAAAUACUGUUAGUGGGUGAAGGGGACUUCUCAUUUUCUUUGUGUUUGGCCAAGUCUUUUGGCUCUGCUUCUAACAUUGUGGCCUCUUCUCUCGACUCUUAUGAUGAUCUGAUCAACAAGUACAAGAAUGCGAAAUCCAAUCUUGAACUUUUGAAGAACUUAGGAGCAUCCCUUUUGCAUGGUUUGGAUGCGACAAAGAUGAAGUUUCACAAUGAUCUCCUGAUGCGAAAGUUCGACCGCAUCAUUUUCAACUUUCCUCACGCAGGUUUCCAUGGAAAGGAGGAUGGAAUCCAUCUUAUUGGGAUGCAUAGGAAACUGGUGUUUGGAUUUCUCCGCAAUGCAGGAGGAAUGCUACGAGCUGAUGGUGAAAUUCAUAUUAAUCACAAAACUACCGCACCAUUUUGCCACUGGAAUCUCCACGAACUGGGAAUUAGGAAUUCUUUGAUGUUAAUUGAAUGCGUCGAUUUCAGAAUAGAAGAAUAUCCAGGUUACAGUAAUAAAAGAGGAGCCAGUCCAAGAGGCAAUGACUCAUUCCCCUUGGGUGAAUGCAGUACUUUCAAAUUCAUAGUCUCUCCUGCUGUUAAGAACGGUAAAGCAGGGAAUUUGGAUUUAGCACCAGGGACGUCUCAGGCUUUGCAACUGAUUCCUAAACCUGUCCACCUCCUGCAGAAGCAGCCAAUUUCUUUUAAUUUGCUACAUCCUCAAAUGAUUUCCGGCGGUCGCAUUGAUAACACGCUAGAGCAUACCGGAUUGCCUUUACGCAGCCACCUGAGAAAUGAAUGCUUUAGAAUUUUUGGGAAAUAUUUGCAUCAUGCUGAAGAAACAUUUGGUAGAACAGAUUAUGAUGUCUCUCACUCCGUCCGUGAGGCACUGAGGCUCGGUUACAAAAGUUACAUGACGGGGGAUUCGGGAAGAUCCUUAAGUGGUUAUAUAAGCAUGUUGCAAGAGCUUCAACAUCAGAGCAUUUUGAGAUCAACAUGGCUCCGGAACAGGCUAGCAGAAGUUUGUGAUCUGCAGCUUUGAGCAAGAGGAUAGGGAAAUUGAAGCGCCUCACCUUUUUUGUUACAGUCAACUCGUGUAUAUGCUCUUCUCUUUGGACUUUUUUGCAAAGCCUGUUUUGCUAAGAGUCGGUGGUGUUGCUUGAAGCCUAAUGGUUGAAUCUUCUUCAAUAGUGCUUUCUCAAUAUUCCUGAAAUGAAUGAAUUGUAUCAUACCUGUCCUAGAAUUCAGUAUGAUGAGUGAUUGAUUAUACGUAUCAAAACGU
Molecule: messenger RNA, 1372 nt
Organism: Coffea eugenioides
Lineage: Eukaryota; Viridiplantae; Streptophyta; Magnoliopsida; Gentianales; Rubiaceae
Exons: 3
Coding region: 26-1132 (368 amino acids)
Biological process (GO): rRNA base methylation
Cellular component (GO): cytoplasm
Molecular function (GO): rRNA (uridine-N3-)-methyltransferase activity
Source: RefSeq, a predicted model, not a curated record